Penicillium malachiteum is the source of this 522-nucleotide messenger RNA. Its product is annotated as MFS transporter. The record is from RefSeq and is a predicted model, not a curated record. Gene Ontology annotation, molecular function: transmembrane transporter activity. Bases 1 to 522 code for a protein of 173 amino acids. Gene Ontology annotation, biological process: transmembrane transport. The transcript has 3 exons. Lineage: Eukaryota; Fungi; Ascomycota; Eurotiomycetes; Eurotiales; Aspergillaceae.
AUGAUAAGUGUCCGCUUCUCUGGUCUUUACAUUGGUCUCGGAGCCCUCGCUUUCAAUUAUACCUUUCCAAUCAAAAUCGUUGAGCCUCCAUACAACUGGAGCGAGACAAAUUCAGGCCUGAUCGCCAUAGCAUCAUUCAUCGGUUAUCUUCUUGCUUUGCCAUUCACCUCUAGUUCCGAUCGCCUUGCCGCUUACCAAACAAAGCGAAAUAAUGGAAUCCGUGAAGCUGAAAUGCGACUACCAGUGCUCUUCCCAGUAAUGCUUCUCCCACCAGCAGGAUUGAUCGUAUAUGGGUUCACAGCGCAGCGUAAUCUCCAUUGGGUCGGAUAUUUUGCGGGCGUUGCGAUGAACAUGUUCGGCUCCUACUUCUACUUUACGUUCACCUUAGCUUACGCGGUCGACUCAUACUACGCCAAUACCUCUGAGAUGCUCAUUGCUAUGAAUCUUGGUAAGCAGGCCAUAUCAUUCGGCAUGGGGUCCUACCUACUGGAUUGGAUUUUGGAAUGGGGUAUGCUGUGGUAA